Molecule: messenger RNA, 228 nt
Organism: Tricharina praecox
Lineage: Eukaryota; Fungi; Ascomycota; Pezizomycetes; Pezizales; Pyronemataceae
Exons: 2
Coding region: 1-228 (75 amino acids)
Source: RefSeq, a predicted model, not a curated record
AUGGCGCGGCUCGCCGAGAUGGACUUCGGCGAGCACACCACGCUCGUCGAGGGUGCGCAGCACCAGGCGGAGGUGCGGGACGAGGAGGAGGAGGAGCAGCUAGAGCAGCAGCUGAAGAACGAAGAGAAGCAGCAGGAGGCGGAAUCGGAGGAACCGGAGGAAGAGGAGGAACUGGAGGAAGCGGAGGAACAGGCAGGCAACACCAGCCGCCGAGGUUGUGUGGUGUGA